UCAAUCUAUCUUGAUCUGUUGCCUCUUGUACCUGCGCAGAUGACCGUCUGAACUGUCUGGAACUCUGCUGCCCUGGAACAAGAAAACAGAGAUAGGGAGAGUGACUCGCGAUGGCUUCCAAGCGGAAGGCCGCUGCAAUGUCCUCGGCCGCUCCCGAGGAGCCCGUCGACCCGGCCGACGAGCUGAUGUUCCUGUGUCUGGGCGGCGGCAACGAGGUCGGCCGUUCAUGCCACAUCAUCCAGUACAAGGGGAAGACCGUCAUGCUGGAUGCUGGUCAACACCCGGCCUAUGACGGGCUAGCAGCGCUCCCCUUCUUCGACGACUUCGAUCUCAGCACCGUGGAUGUGCUCCUUAUCAGCCAUUUCCACAUCGACCAUGCGGCCUCAUUACCAUACGUCCUGGCCAAGACGAACUUCCGCGGCCGCGUCUUCAUGACCCACCCCACCAAGGCCAUCUACAAGUGGCUGAUCCAGGACAGCGUUCGCGUCGGCAACACGUCGUCGAACCCGACGACCCAGCUCGUGUACACCGAGCAGGACCACCUGAACACCUUCCCCAUGAUCGAGGCCAUCGACUACCACACCACCCACACCAUCUCAUCUAUCCGCAUCACCCCCUAUCCGGCCGGCCACGUCCUCGGCGCCGCCAUGUUCCUGAUCGAGAUCGCGGGGCUCAACAUCCUCUUCACCGGCGACUACUCCCGCGAGCAGGACCGCCAUCUGGUGUCGGCCGAGGUGCCCAAAGGUGUCAAGAUCGACGUGCUCAUCACCGAGUCGACCUACGGCGUCGCUUCCCACAUCCCGCGCCUGGAGCGCGAGCAGGCGCUGAUGAAGUCCAUCACCGGCAUCCUCAACCGCGGCGGCCGCGUGCUCAUGCCCGUCUUUGCUCUAGGCCGCGCGCAGGAGCUGCUCCUCAUCCUCGACGAGUACUGGGGCAAGCACAAGGAGUACCAGAAAUACCCCAUCUACUACGCAAGUAACCUCGCCCGCAAGUGCAUGCUGGUCUACCAGACCUACGUCGGCGCCAUGAACGACAACAUCAAGCGCCUCUUCCGCGAGCGCAUGGCCGAGGCCGAGGCGUCGGGCGACGCCGCAGGCAAGGGCGGGCCCUGGGACUUCAAGUUCAUCCGCUCGCUCAAGAGCAUCGACAGGUUCGACGACGUCGGCGGCUGUGUCAUGCUGGCCAGCCCCGGUAUGCUGCAGAACGGCGUGAGCCGAGAGCUGCUCGAGCGGUGGGCGCCGAGCGAGAAGAACGGCGUCAUCAUCACGGGCUACAGCGUCGAGGGCACCAUGGCCAAGCAGCUCAUGCAGGAACCCGAUCAGAUCCAGGCCGUCAUGACGCGGAGCUCGGCCGGCGGGAGGCGAGCGCCCGGAGGCGACGCCGAGAAGGUCAUGAUUCCUCGCCGCUGCACCGUGCAGGAGUUCUCGUUCGCCGCUCACGUCGACGGCACCGAGAAUCGGGAGUUCAUCGAGGAAGUCGGCGCUCCGGUGGUGAUCCUUGUCCACGGCGAGGUGCACAACAUGAUGCGGCUCAAGUCCAAGCUGCUGUCGCUCAACGCAAACAAGACAGAGAAGGUCAAGGUCUACAGCCCGCGAAACUGCGAGGAGCUCCGCAUCCCCUUCAAGACGGACAAGACGGCCAAGGUGGUCGGCAAGCUAGCCUCGAUCCCGCAGCCCAUGAAGAUGCCCAAGGACGACAAUGCCCAAGAGCCGCAGCUCAUCACGGGCGUGCUGGUCCAGAACGACUUCAAGAUGUCGCUGAUGGCGCCCGAGGACCUGCGCGAGUACGCCGGCCUCACGACCACAACCAUCACCUGCAAGCAGCGCCUCCGGCUGACCGCCGCCGGCAUCGACCUGAUCAAGUGGGGUCUCGAGGGCACCUUCGGCAGCAUCGAGGAGCUGCCCGAGGCCAAGCGGCACCACGAGAACGGCACGAACGGCGACAAAAAGGACUACAGCAAGAUGGACGAGGACGUGGACGAGGAGUACCCCAUCGACGAGGUCGUCGCCGCCUAUCUCGUCAUGGGCUGCGUGACCGUCCGCUACCGCACCAGCGGCGAGGUGGAGCUCGAGUGGGAGGGCAACAUGCUCAACGACGGCAUCGCCGAUGCCGUAAUGGCCGUGCUCCUCGGCAUCGAGAGCAGCCCCGCCGCAGUGAAGCGGUCCGCAAGCAAACACUCCCACUCCCACGCCACCGACUCCUCCUCCUCCAUCACCCUCCCCACCCGCAACCUGCACGCCAACCUCACCCCGGCCGACCGCCUGGAGCGCCUCAUGCUCUUCCUCGAAGCCCAGUUCGGCGCCGACAAUGUCUCGCCCAUCGCCGAGCCCAAGCUGCCCUCGCCGCCCCCCUCCCCGCCAGCACCCACCACCACCUCCUCCUCGCCCUCCCCCUCCGCCACCUCCUCCAACGGCGCCGCCUCCAUGGACGUAUCCGACGACGACAACGACCAGCAGCAGCGCGAACAGAGCAAACAACAACAACAACUAGAACAGCAGCAGCAGGCCGAGCUGGCGCGCCUGCACAAGCUGGGCAUCCCCGUGCCGGGCGUGCGCAUCAAGGUCGACAAGAUGGAGGCGCGCGUCUGGCUCGAGGGCCUCGAGAUCGAGUGCGCCAACAAGGUCUUUGCCGACCGCGUGCGCGCCGUCGUCGAGAGGGCCGUCGAGGUUACUGCGCCGCUGUGGGGGUAAUAGCCGCUGUGGGAGUAGUAGGCGGGGAAGAGGGACGGAGGGAAUGGCUGGCUGGCUUCGGAUACGGAUGUCUAUCG
Molecule: messenger RNA, 2767 nt
Organism: Thermothielavioides terrestris NRRL 8126
Lineage: Eukaryota; Fungi; Ascomycota; Sordariomycetes; Sordariales; Chaetomiaceae
Exons: 5
Coding region: 111-2690 (859 amino acids)
Biological process (GO): mRNA 3'-end processing by stem-loop binding and cleavage
Cellular component (GO): mRNA cleavage and polyadenylation specificity factor complex
Molecular function (GO): RNA endonuclease activity; RNA binding; 5'-3' exonuclease activity
Source: RefSeq, a predicted model, not a curated record